UAAGCCAACACCUUGCCCAAAAUAUGGAACAGAAAGUUCACCAUGUGAAAAGAGACCUGAAAAAACUGAACAAGAAGGUGUCUGAGUUAGGAUUUUUGAAGUCUGUUACUGGAAGUGGGACUCUGAGGAAGGAAUCUGUGCUAGGGAGAAGGAGUUUUUUGGAGAAGAUGACUGGAGGGAUGAAGGCACUUCAAACAGUUGUUGGCUCUCCUAGGAACAAACAAGUGAACUCUAUCUUGCCUAAGCUAGACAAUAUGAUGAGCGAUCAGAAGUACAGGCUUGAGUACAUUAAAACUCUAACUUCAAAAUUUAUACUCAAUAAAGUGGUGUCCAUUGACAACAUAAAACUUGAGCAAAACUUGUUGAGAAUUCUCAGAAUACCUGAGGAAGAACGCACAGAUGAACAGAUCUACAAGCUUAAAUAAAGAACUUGAGAGAUUCUCAUUCUUUGCUGAAUAUGUGGCUAAAGGAAAUGAAGAUUUAGUGAGAAAAUGUGCAAAAGUCAUGAAGCUCGAGGAGUACGAGGCUAAUAAAAUUGUAUUUAAUUACGGUGAGAUCGGAACUAAGUUUUACCUUGUGAUAAAAGGAAGUGUCAAGGUCCUCAUACCCUGCACAAAGAAACUUGACCUCACUUUUAAGGAAUAUGUAAAGUUCCUUAAAGAAAAUGAAGGGUUGGUACUCACUGUUAAUGGUACAAAGUUCUUUUCAUAUCCAUAUCCAAUUGACAGAAUACGUAUGAAUCCUCUUUUCAGAGAGGCUACAGAGAUUGACUCAGACCUAGUAGAUGAGAUUUACAAAAGUGUCUCAAAGAAAGAACUUAAAGCUGCAGUUCUUAACCUUUAUAAAAAGUUAAAGAGUAAGAAAAAGGAGAGUUAUCAUCUUCAUUUUUUAACGAGCGUAAAACACCUGAAAGCUGGCGAUCAGUUUGGAGAGCUAGCUCUUCUAAAUUCUAAACCCAGAGCUGCAACAAUCAUGACAAAUGAGAAUACCUUACUUGCUGUUCUGAGCAAGAAAGGUUUUGAUAGAAAUUUGAAAAAUAGUGAAAACACCAAACUUGAAAGAGAGAUCAAGGAGCUAAAUAACUUUGGAAUCUUUAAAAAUAUCACGAGGACUUCUAAAAGCAAGCUGGUUAAAUGCAUCUCCAAAGAAGAAGUAAAGAAGGGUCAAUAUUUAUGCAAAGAAAAUGAAGAAAGUGUUUAUGUUUAUAUCAUCAAGGAAGGUAAAUUUGAAAUUCUAAAAGAACUGAAUGUAAAUCUUGACACUGGGAUUGUCAAUUAUACUCCCCUCUAUCUAUCAACAAGAGAACUUAGGAAACAUAAACAGUUCUUUGAUGAUUACCAGUGAUUAGUUCAAGGAACUGCACAAAUUGGAAGGAAGAUCUCCCCAACAAAAUCUCUUCGCACACCAAGAAUUCGAAAAUAAAGUGAUAAAACUGAGUACUAUUACUGAUGGACAUGUUGUUGGGCUUAGUGAUUAUUUAUUCAGGAGCAGUCAUAAAUUUUUAAGCAUAAAGUGCAUUUCCACAGUUGCCCAAGUUGCUAAGAUGCAUAUCAAUGAUAUUGCAGCAAACCUGAAUACGAUUGAGGUGUCAAAGGAAAUGAAAGCAAUGGUAUACAAAAAUCUCUCAAUUUUGGGAGAAUCCUUAAUGAAUUCUUUAAAACUCCAGAAUACCAUCCUUUUAAAUACUUCAAGAGAAGACGCCUCUAGAAAAGAGGAUAUCGAUGAAAUUUCUAGAACUUUAGAAGAAAAUGAAGAGCAUGCAUUUUAUCAGAGACUUAAGUCACUCAAGAUUGUGAGUCCAGUCAAUCAAGUAGCGAUUAGGCACCGAGCUGAUGGCAAAAAGGAUCCAAAGACUAUCUUCUAUAGGCAGUUAUGAAUUGAAGACCAGUCUACUACUUUGAAGAGGUUGAAGAGCCCUGAAGUCAAAAUAAAAGAAAGAUUGUUUACUCAACCAAUAGAGGAUCUUUGCAGUCCAAGAAUGGAGCGAGUGAAGACAAUGCAGAGAGGAAGUCGGAAGAGAUCCCUCAAAUCUAUGUCUAUUAGCUCUAUCAGACAGAAAUAGCGUAGCUUCUUUACCCCCUCAGAAGCUAUCAGUGGCUCCACCAAAUUUUAUGUACAAGUCACCAAAGAGAUCUCAGAAUUAUCAUAAAGUAAUUUUUGACAAGUUUGGGAAGACAGUGAUCAAAACUUCUAUUCGGAAUAAAGAGAUUAAGAAAUAUUCUAGCUUCAAGAUACCUAAUGCUUAUAAUACGGAUAGACAACCUAUGACUGAAAGAGAAAGCGUCUUUAGGAACCUUACAAUUAACAACGCAAGUUAGACAUUUUUUGUAAUUCAAUAAAUUCUUGA
Molecule: messenger RNA, 2347 nt
Organism: Moneuplotes crassus
Lineage: Eukaryota; Ciliophora; Spirotrichea; Euplotida; Euplotidae
Source: the annotation of a GenBank genome assembly